Loa loa (African eye worm) is the source of this 435-nucleotide messenger RNA. RefSeq lists its product as hypothetical. The annotation marks the transcript as partial. The transcript is spliced from 2 exons. The record is from RefSeq and is a predicted model, not a curated record. NCBI's taxonomy places the organism in Eukaryota, Metazoa, Nematoda, Chromadorea, Rhabditida, Onchocercidae.
AGAUGUUAUUGGAUGAGAUGAAGAAGACAACGAUUACGACAACUCCUGCUGUAACUCAGAAAAGUAUGAUAGAGGAACUAUUCGAGAUUCCUAUGACUCAUCAUUUAUUACCAAUCUGUCUUAUGGCUCUUGUCCUACUUGCUUUAUUAUUAGCAUGUCUUUAUGAUUGCAAAGUUAAUAGGGAUUGUUGCAGGAAACGUUCCGGAUCAGGACCACCAUGGGUUCCCAAAACCGGUAUAUAUUUAUAUGAUGGUGAAACGGGUGAGACGAGGGUAUCUGGUGGCGAAUAAAUGCAAUGAAUAAAAACCUUCCCCAGAACUUUCUCCCGCAUUAUUAUUGCAUUGUAACACCUGCUUUGAAUUGAAAACUCCCAAUAAUUUUACUUUUCCAUUUCUUCCAUUUAAUGUAUUGAUGUGCUGUAUUAAAGUGACCACC